This is a messenger RNA of Lutra lutra (Eurasian river otter), 780 nucleotides long. Its product is annotated as ubiquitin-conjugating enzyme E2 R1-like. The record is from RefSeq and is a predicted model, not a curated record. Gene Ontology annotation, biological process: ubiquitin-dependent protein catabolic process; protein polyubiquitination. NCBI's taxonomy places the organism in Eukaryota, Metazoa, Chordata, Mammalia, Carnivora, Mustelidae. Gene Ontology annotation, molecular function: ubiquitin conjugating enzyme activity.
AUGUGGAGAGCUAGUCCUCCCUAUCUUAUAGUUUGGUUGGCUCCAAAUGCAGCAGUGAUACCUGUUCUCAGGUAUCUCAUAUCACCUGUGGACGAGGGUGAUCUGUACAACUGGGAGGUGGCCAUCUUCGGGCCCCCCAAAACCCACUACGAGGGUGGCUACUUCAAGGCAUGCCUCAAGUUCCCCAUCGACUAUCCGUACUCCCCACUGGCCUUCCGGUUCCUGACCAAGAUGUGGCACCCCAAUAUCUACGAGACAGGGGAUGUGUGCAUCUCCAUCCUCCACCCCCCCCCCCCCCCCCCCGUUGAUGACCCCCAGAGUGGGGAGUUGCCCUCAGAGUGGUGGAACCCCACCCAGAAUGUCAGGACCAUCCUGCUGAGUGUCAUCUCGCUCCUCAACGAACUUAACACCUUCUCGCCGGCCAACGUGGACGCCUCUGUGAUGUACAGGAAGUGGAAAGAGAGCAAAGGCAAGGACCGGGAGUAUACGGACAUCAUCAGGAAGCAGGUCCUGGGGACCAAGGUGGACGCGGAGCGGGAUGGCAUGAAGGUGCCCACCACGCUGGCCAAGUACUGUGUGAAGACCAAGGCCCCGGCGCCCGAUGAGGGCUCGGACCUCUUCUAUGACGACUACUACGAGGACGGGGAGCCCGAGGCCGAGGCCGACAGCUGCUUCGACGAUGAGGACGACUCUGGCAAUGAGGGGUCCCGACACCACGACCCCGAGAAUAAACUUACAGAUUUUACCUCAAAAAUCUUACCUCCCAUUAGUGGCAGCUGA